This is a messenger RNA of Camellia sinensis, 738 nucleotides long. Lineage: Eukaryota; Viridiplantae; Streptophyta; Magnoliopsida; Ericales; Theaceae. The record is from RefSeq and is a predicted model, not a curated record.
CCGAAGCCCUAGGGAGCUGUGACUAGGACUGCUAACAGCCUAGCUGACGACGACUGCUGACGUCGGAACCCUAGGGGGCUGCAGUUGGUGCUGUGGUGGUGAGACGGGGUUGCGGUGGUCCUGUGGUUGUGCGACUGGUGGCAGUGGCUGGUGUGAUGGUGCUGUGGUUUCUAGGGUUUCAGAGAGGCUCUGAUACCAGUUUAUUUUGAGAAGAGAAAAAUUAGAGAUUUUGAUCCAUCAGAGAAUGGGAGUAAUGCAUCUGUAUCAGGAAAGGGAAAUACUAUAUCUGCAGGCGGUAUAGUUGGAAUUGUGGCUGGAGUAGUAUUUGCUAUCAUCCUAAUGCUGGGUAUUCUUUGGUGGAAAGGAUGUCUACAACACAAUAAUACGAUGGAACAUGAUCUGAAGGGUCUAGACCUACAUACUGGUUCAUUUACCUUAAGGCAAAUUAAAGCUGCCACAAAGAAUUUUGAUGUUGCUAAUAAGGUUGGAGAGGGUGGUUUUGGUUCGGUGUACAAGGGCCUUUUAUUGGAUGGCACUGUGAUUGCUGUGAAGCAGCUUUCUUCCAAAUCAAAGCAAGGAAAUCGCGAGUUUGUGAAUGAGAUAGGCAUGAUUUCUGCCUUACAACACCCUAAUUUGGUAAAGCUCUAUGGAUGUUGCAUUGAAGAAGAUCAACUGUUGCUAGUAUAUGAGUACAUGGAAAAUAACAGCCUUGCUCGUGCUUUGUUUGGACCUGAAUGA